AAACUUGGGAAUAUAGCCGCGAAGUUAAUUUCUCCCCCCAGAAAAUCUCUAUCUAGCCUCACCUCCCUACUCCCCACCCUCUCUGCCACCGACCGCCGCGCAGCCGCCCGCCGUCUCUCUCUUUUCUGCUUCGCAGUCGCACCGUCCUCUCUUUCGCCGGCGGCUUCUUCUUUUCCGCUUGUCCGAACCGCCGCCCGCAAUCCUUCCGCCAACCAAACCCUCAAACCCUGGGUUUCACUAUCUUCACGGUUCGGUUCGGUUCAGUUUUCGUUUCACCUUCAAUUCCUUUCUAAAACCGAACCGUGAAAACCACUAUAUAAGCUUCGAUUUUGAGCAAUUUUAAUGAAGGAGAGGGCUUUUGCCCCUAAAAACCCGAAUGCUUCGCCCCUGCAUCCGUUCCUCCUCCCCUCUCGCCGCCAUUGGAGUUCAAAGCCCAACUCCCAUUCUUAACCUGCCAUGCGUUUUGCUUCAAUUCCCGCCCUUAAUUAUCCUCACCGACUUACCCGGAAAUUUUGCUCUUCGGUGAAUUAUUCCACUUCCUGUGCUCUUAGCAGUAUAAACAUCAUCGAAGACAGCAAUACUCACAGUUGGAAAUACCUCGAUUUGCAGUCACGAAUGCAGAACUAUGCGGCUUCUGGUGAUCUUCCUGAAGCUUUAGAGACUCUGAAUUUCAUGAAAAAUGUUGCCGGGAAGCCCUCUGUAUAUGAUUACAACGCGUUGUUUCAUAGAUAUUUGAGUUCUGGAAAUGUUUCGGUAGAACAAUUGGUUCAGGUCUAUAUCGGAAUGAAGAAUCUGGGGCCAUCCCCAAACAGAACAACUUUCAACAUACUUCUUAAUGGAUUUCUGUCAUUAGGUUACCUGAGAGAUGCAUAUUUCUUUGCAGAAGAGAUGACCAAAAGUGGGAUGAAUCCAUCUUUCACAUCCUUGUCCAAAUUGCUUAAAAGUUCGAUGAAAUCAGCCAGGAUGUUGGAAGAGGCAUACAGGUUUUGUGCUAAACUGAUAUCUAAAAAUCUUAAUUUUCAAGCAUAUGUGUUUAAUCCUGUUCUUUGGGCAUUGUGUAAGUGUGGCAACAGUUCUCUAGCUUUGCAGUUGUUUUAUAUGAUGAAAAAGAAUGGCAUAGCUCAUAAUGUAUGUUCAUAUACUGCUUUGCUUUAUGGAUUUGGAAGGGAAUGUUUGUGGGUUGAUCUUUAUAGUUUCUUAGAUCAAAUGAGAAGUGAUGGAUGUAAGCCGAACGUCGUUACUUACACGGUUAUUAUUAAGUUUCUUUGUGAUGAUGGGAGGAUUGUUGAAGCAUUUGAAAUCUUGAAAUCCAUGGAAAUUGAGGGUUGUGAUCCAGAUUUGGUAACUUAUAAUAUAAUUAUCCGUGCACUUUGCCUUUCUGAUAGAACGUGCGAUGUUGUUGAGCUUUUACAGUUGAUUCAUCGUAGAGGUUUCUCUCCCGAUCCGUAUACAUAUGCUGCUUUGGCUGGAGGGAUUAUGAGGGUAGGAAAGACCGAAAUUGCUUAUGAGUUAUUGCGUAAAGUGUUCACGAGAAACUGUACUGUUGACGUUGUUGUGUACAAUAUAUACUUUCAUUGCUUGUGUCGAAAUAAUAGAUCAAGAGAAGCCUUUUCUCUGUUGAAAAGUAUGACGAAAGGAGGUAUUGUUCCAACU
Molecule: messenger RNA, 1653 nt
Organism: Cucurbita pepo subsp. pepo (vegetable marrow)
Lineage: Eukaryota; Viridiplantae; Streptophyta; Magnoliopsida; Cucurbitales; Cucurbitaceae
Source: RefSeq, a predicted model, not a curated record